Messenger RNA from Drechmeria coniospora, 1527 nucleotides. RefSeq lists its product as uncharacterized. Gene Ontology annotation, molecular function: DNA-binding transcription factor activity. The coding region runs from base 1 to 1527 and encodes 508 amino acids. Lineage: Eukaryota; Fungi; Ascomycota; Sordariomycetes; Hypocreales; Ophiocordycipitaceae. The record is from RefSeq and is a predicted model, not a curated record. The transcript has 4 exons. Gene Ontology annotation, biological process: regulation of DNA-templated transcription.
AUGAACCUCCGUGCCAAAACGGUAGCAGAUUGUGCUCUUCCUGACCUCACGAUAUCCUCACCCUCCAACACAUCUCCACCGUCGUCCACGUCCACGCCCUUGAGCAGCCCAGUGCCGACAACGCCAAGUCCGCAAAGGGAAAUGGAAAAUAAAAGAGCAAAUUGGAUGACGUCCCUGCCUAACCCGAAGGAACUGAGGAAAGAGGACGACUGGACGCGAGCAAAGGAUCCCAAAGAGAAGAAACGGAUACAGAACCGAGUGGCGCAGAGAUCGUAUCGCUACCGCAUGAAAGCAAGGCUCGGUGAACUUCAAGCGAGGCUCGACGAUCGUGAAGGGCAGAAAUCGAAGCGUCAGUUGUCCGAUGGGGAAUCGACACCAUCACCGGGCUCUGCUGGAGAAAACAGGCGAAUGAGACGAAUGAUGCAACCGAGUGCAUAUGGGCCAGCCGUUCGGGAGUUUGGUUCGUCACGAAACCCCCUGACUGACCGUGCUCGCCACAUAAUCCACUGCCCGCCAUAUUCUUAUGCUACUUCUCUACCUCUGGGGAAAGUUCAUCGCGGCCUUCUCACACCUCCAGGGCCUCUCCAGUACGACCAACCAGUCAGUGGGCCCGAGAAAUGUUUGCACGACGUGAAGCGGCUCCAGUGGCAACCCACGCACAGGCUGGAUAACAAUGACCUCCAAUACGAUGCCAGCAACACGCCCGUCCCCGGUUGCUACGGCGUCGCGGAUAUCAUGGACCCUAGUAACAUUUGCCCGUCGGAGCAGAUGCUUCUCAUGAAUGGCCUUUCCCCGGCCCUCACCGACAGCAUUGCCGCCAACUUAUGGGAUGCUGACAGUCUUGACGUUACGUGGCGUCAUCCCUCGCCAGUCGCAGAUUCUAUGGCUUGUCUGCAGAACGCCGCCGUGCACGCUCCGAUUACCUCCCAGACGCUCAUGUCAACUAGCGCUCUGGGGCCGGAGCCUUGCCUGCCUGGCAGGAGUUCGGCGGAAGAGCCACGGUUCGAUGGCAUUGAGCAACAUGUUGCGGCGGCAGGAAUGGAGACCUUGAACGAUUCUUCGGUAGCUUUCUUUGGCGAUUCCUUUCGUGAGACAACACCUCCAGCGAACAAGCAGAACUGCGGGCAGCACAAGGAGCCGGCCGCCAAAGUCGUCUCCGACCUGGCGCAGCCAUGGAAUUGCUGGGAACAAAUCGGCUUCGGCGAACCGUUUCUCAGUGCCGUCGAGUCAAUGCUCAUCUCGGAGAGUUCCCGAGGGCGCAACAGUGUUCUCGCCCAGGUAAAGCCCUUGAUUGAUACGUCGGACGGAAAGAUGCCACCGAUUACCGCCGGGUUUCUGUCCCGUCUCCUGCAUGGCGUCCAACAUGAGCUUCCAACGGCAUGGUCUCUCGCCAUGGCCUUGUCUGUUGAUAGGCAUUCGUGGCAAUGUGACCGCCCCAGAACGACGCUGGCCUCGAUUUUGAUGUCCCAGCUCUCGGGGCUGAUCCCCAAGGAGCAGCUCCUUCAACUCAUCGGGGCCUGUCUGUGA